This is a messenger RNA of Penicillium riverlandense, 996 nucleotides long. RefSeq lists its product as uncharacterized. Bases 1 to 996 code for a protein of 331 amino acids. The transcript is spliced from 2 exons. NCBI's taxonomy places the organism in Eukaryota, Fungi, Ascomycota, Eurotiomycetes, Eurotiales, Aspergillaceae. The record is from RefSeq and is a predicted model, not a curated record.
AUGGGAGCUGGUGAUGACUCGUCGUUCUUCCUCUAUGGGAUGGGCGAAAAACCCGAGGCCCUGACUCUAGGGUCCUUGGUGCUAGAAAAGUAUUGGAAGCCGAUGGUUGCUCGACAUUACACUCACGAGUUGCUCGGCGACGAUGCUCUGCGCGAACACGCUUUCUCCACAAAUAUCAAGGACGCAGUUCUCCAUGGCUCUUCUCGUCUAGCACCCACUGUCGGUCUUGAGGGUGGAGAUAUUGUCAAUCUCAACCUUGCCUACAACAAGGAUCUAGAGCGCGUUGUGGUUGCCGAAAAAGGCACCCGAGUUAUACUCAAAGAGUACUCCGUCUACACUGCACUUAAGUGUUCCUGCUCUGACGACGCUUUUUACAGUCCCGAAUCUUUUCUCACCACGAAUGUUUUGAGUAAUCCUCUCGCACAAAAAAAACUCAAAUUGUGGCUUUCUGCCGCCCACAGCGCCUAUGUUCUGAACUUCAAGUUCGCACGCCGGCCAAAAGUUUGGAUGCUGACUGGACUCUACGUAUUAGAGGAAGCCCGUACAGUGGUCUCCCGCGGUAAAUCGGUCGGAAUUUCUACCGGCGUGUCAUCCUCCAUAGUGGGUGCCCUGUCCGGUGUACCAGUGGGAGGAUUCGUGAAGCUAGGGGUCGAGUCCUCAUGGCAGAUGGCCAUGCAGGUAUCCGAGCCACAUGUCUGGGCUGCUCAGUUUCGCUUGCUGGAUGCACAAUUCAUCAAAAUGGGCAGGGAUGGUGUUGAUAAUGUCAAGCUUCCCGCGUCAAUGGGUCUCUAUCGUGAUGUCAUGUCCGUGAAUACCGCUCGAGGGAAAAGCAGCCAAUCUAUUGGACUGGGAUUGAAAACUGAGAGUCGGCCGGAACAAAUGGAAGAAAGCGCCGAAGAAGACGAUCAGGAUAGUCCUGAGUUGGAAGAGUAUGAGAAAAGGCUGGAGCAGGCUAUCAAGGUUUUUGAGAGCGCUCCAAAGCAUUUCCUGCAGUGA